Messenger RNA from Recurvomyces mirabilis, 627 nucleotides. RefSeq lists its product as uncharacterized. The transcript has 2 exons. NCBI's taxonomy places the organism in Eukaryota, Fungi, Ascomycota, Dothideomycetes, Mycosphaerellales, Teratosphaeriaceae. The record is from RefSeq and is a predicted model, not a curated record. Bases 1 to 627 code for a protein of 208 amino acids.
AUGGCUUCCGCCAUUAAGGAAGUCCAUACCACGGCGUUACUCCAGUGGCAAGCAAUCGCCGAUCUACCACAAGAUCUUAAACAGAGAGUCAGCAGCCAGCUAAAGUCGCUGGUGAUGGGCCCACGAGCUAUUGAGACGUUUGGCCAGAUUUUGUCGGGCACACCCUGCAUACGCUCAGCAUUCGAGAUGGGCGAUACGACUCUACUACAACGACUCCGCGAGCAAGAAACGCCCGGACAUGAAACCGAAAGCCAUCUUAGCAGAGCACUCGAGUUCGCAGGAAAGCAAGAUAUCGGACGCAUACAGAUUCAGAUACCCGAAGCUUGGGCAAGCAUCACCACUCCGACGAGCAUCGUGGACAUCUACCCGCGUCCAUACCUUGUGGGCAUGUACUUGCUCAACGUUGUCGACCCCGUGUUCUGCGACCUGUUCGUGCGAUGCUUUGAACAAUGUCGCUGUUCACCACUUAAACCUUACUGGCAGUCGAGCGACACAAUGUUGGACUGGGCCAAAGAAGAACUAUUCGGUGGACGCAUGCACUGCGAAGCAAUCAAUACAGAGGCCUCGACCAACGUUCGCAAUUCGCUUGCGUCGGAUACAGAGACUCAUGCAGAAGGACACGGCUAA